AAUAAAACCCUCUCUCUCCUUUGCUCUCGUUCUCUUUCACAUUUUCCAGAGCGGCGAUAGAAAAACCCUAAUCCAGGAGUAAGUAGAUCGAAGAAGAAGAAGAAGAUGGUUCAGAGGCUUAUUUACCGAUCAAGACACAGUUAUGCCACCAAAUCCAACCAAAACAGGGUUGUCAAAACCCCUGGUGGAAACAAUGUUUACCAGAGGACUAAGAAGAGGGCAAGUGGACCUAAGUGCCCUGUUACUGGAAAGAGAAUCCAAGGGAUUCCUCACUUGAGGCCUGCAGAGUACAAGAGGAGUAGGCUCUCCAGGAAUAGAAGGACUGUCAACCGUGCUUAUGGUGGAGUUUUAUCUGGAAGCGCAGUCAGAGAAAGGAUUAUCCGUGCUUUCUUGGUUGAGGAGCAGAAGAUUGUCAAGAAGGUUUUGAAGAUCCAGAAACAGAAGGAGAAGGUUGCUGGAAAGAGCUAGAUUUGUGAGAACUUUUUCGGAGUUAUAUUAGCUGAAAGAAAUUUCAGACUUUCAAGUAGAUUAUGAUGAUGAUGAUUUGUGACAGAAAUAUGGGUUUAAAAUGUUGGUACCUUUUCAAUAGUAUUUUCAGUUUUCUUUUUGAGUUUUAAUUCCAAAUACUUCUGAGCUCUUCUAUCAUUAAUAUCUAUGACAAAUCCAUCAUCAGGAUUACGACUAUUCAGCUACUCAUUUAGCUGGCUUUGUGUUGG
Molecule: messenger RNA, 716 nt
Organism: Papaver somniferum (opium poppy)
Lineage: Eukaryota; Viridiplantae; Streptophyta; Magnoliopsida; Ranunculales; Papaveraceae
Product: 60S ribosomal protein L34-1
Exons: 4
Coding region: 106-468 (120 amino acids)
Biological process (GO): translation; ribosome biogenesis
Cellular component (GO): ribosome; cytosolic large ribosomal subunit
Molecular function (GO): structural constituent of ribosome
Source: RefSeq, a predicted model, not a curated record